AUUAAAUUGUAUCUGCCAAGCGAGCAAGUAGCAUCCAGACUCUGUCCAGGGUCCACUACCAAGCUGUAUCCCGUACCUGCCCCUUUUCCCGUGACUAUCACGCUAACGCUAUUUGGACAUAAACCGAAUCGCCCCCCCUCCUUUUUGUCUCUCCCUGACUUCUUCUUCCCCAGUCUUUCCAACCACAGCUCUCCUUUCUUGAAGUUUUCUCACACCCGAGGGAUUCGUUCUCUCCACAUUCAUUUGAAAACCGCUGUUCUUUCUUCGACUCCGACAAACGCGCGACUACCUUUGAAGUGA
Messenger RNA from Penicillium psychrosexuale, 300 nucleotides. RefSeq lists its product as uncharacterized. The record is from RefSeq and is a predicted model, not a curated record. The transcript has 2 exons. NCBI's taxonomy places the organism in Eukaryota, Fungi, Ascomycota, Eurotiomycetes, Eurotiales, Aspergillaceae. The annotation marks the transcript as partial.